Fusarium musae is the source of this 573-nucleotide messenger RNA. RefSeq lists its product as uncharacterized. Gene Ontology annotation, cellular component: fungal-type vacuole; plasma membrane. The transcript is spliced from 2 exons. Lineage: Eukaryota; Fungi; Ascomycota; Sordariomycetes; Hypocreales; Nectriaceae. The record is from RefSeq and is a predicted model, not a curated record. The coding region runs from base 1 to 573 and encodes 190 amino acids.
AUGUACGCUAUUGUGUUUUUGACAUGCGACAUUAUCGCUCUCAUCGUACAAGCUGUUGGGGGAGCGAUGGCCUCUACAGAGUCAGACAAGAUUGACGGUGAUACAAAGCCAGGGACAAAUAUCAUGGUCGCUGGCAUUGUCUUCCAGAUGGCAGCCAUGGUGGUUUUCGCCGUCUUAGUUAUUGACUUUCUGAGAAGAGUUUUUGUCAAAAAGUCGUACUUGCAGUCAAGGAAGCAAGGACUAUCUGAUGGCAACGCUUUGCCAAAGGCUUAUACUUGGCUCUUGGCUGCCGUCUUUAUUUCCUUGACCAUGAUUUUCAUCCGAAGCAUCUACCGAACCGUUGAGCUUCUGCAAGGCUGGAGUGGUUACCUGAUUACUCAUGAAGGAUACUUCAUCGGUUUAGAUGGUGCCAUUAUGGUUGUGGCUAUAGCAGUUUUUAACUUUCUCGAUCCGGUUUAUCUGCUAUGGGGUCAGGACGAUAAAUUGGCGUCGUCGCUUGAGCAGAAUGAGCUAAGGGGGAUGGGAGAGGCUAGUACAGAGCGCUGGGAUGAGUCUACUGUUAUGUCUGACUAG